Messenger RNA from Dicrocoelium dendriticum, 3233 nucleotides. NCBI's taxonomy places the organism in Eukaryota, Metazoa, Platyhelminthes, Trematoda, Plagiorchiida, Dicrocoeliidae. The record is from the annotation of a GenBank genome assembly.
GCCCCAGGACCUAUUACAACCUACGUACGCGCUGGACACGUAAGCCUUCGGGAUCCCGAGACGGACGCAUAACACAAUCCGGGAUUCCGGUUUUCUAUGACUUCCAGGAGGCGAACUUUGCGAACAUUGCGGAAGUCCCGGUCGGUUCGGUCUGUGACUAUAGACAAUUCGGCAAGGAAACACACUGCAUCCACUAGGUUUUCUUUUAUUUAUUUUUUCCAUUCUCAGGUUAACUCCGAAAGCACAUUCUGUCAGCUAUCAAACUCGUUGUUCAGCUGGAAGCCGAAGGCUACCGUCGGAAACUAAGCGCUCGCGUGAUGUGGCGUUGUCCAUCAAGACCCUCGAGCCGUUCAAAGCACAUGGCAAAGCAGAAGCAGUUAGCGCUGUCCCUGAAAUUAGAAGAAAGCGGUUGGAUACAUCGGAAUAUAUAAGGAAGCGCUUCCUGUACGACUCGAAUGAACCUGCUAAGCGUACGAACAUUAAAAAGUGUCCUCUUGGAAAGACCUCAUCUGCUUUACUUAUGGAUUCUUCGACAAAAUUGCAUCAGAGUAAGGCGCUGUCUUUAGCCCACAAGCCAUCAUGUCAUCGAAGCAAGCGAAGACGACGUGUGAAGCCCACUCACUCAAACGAUAGUGAAUCAGACUCAGAACAACCUCGAGCUGCAAGCACGGUUCUAGCUAACAUGUCGCAAAGGCGGGCACCCAGGCAUUCUGAACAUGAACCAACGCAGGAUGUCCUGACUACAGACCGGAGGUCUACUUGGGAACUACCGAGUUUGUUUGAUGGGGAGGUAUCGAGCCCGGUUGAUAACGACAAUUUGUCAGUGUCGGGAGCUGUUGAUCCUGCUCACUUCCUACCAAACAAGUAUUCCGGACCAGAUACUUACUCAGAUGUGUUGAUGAACGAACUCCGCCAUCCGAUCGAUACUCGGAGCUCGACCAGUCCUCACGAAACUCCGCAACGGACAAUCAAUGUGAAGCAGCGUGUUACCCGGAGUCAGCGCCCUUUUGGUUCAGAUCCACCGCGAAAAAGAAUGAAUACCUACGGAUCGUCUUUAUUGUCUCCUGGACCUGCUUCUUCUGGAGAAGAUGAUAUAAUUCACUUUUGUUCAGAUUCCAGUGCCGAUCGGUUCGUGCGGUAUAGACCGUUGAACGAUCCAGACACAACUAGAAGCGGCUAUCUACAUUCUCUUGCUGCUCAAAGGGUUCCUGAAAAACAGAGUCACGUAUCGAGUGAAGAUAUUGAAGAAGAGGAUCUUUUGGCUCCAAAGCUAUCGAUUUUUGCUGGAUCGACUACCUUAAGUACUUCCGAUGGCGUCAUUCUGUCCGGUAUGCCUAACCCUAAUGUGGCGCCUACUGGGACAACUUCGGUUGCCGGCGGGAGCCGCAGAAAAUCGCCAGUUCGCCCCAUGCAAGUGUUGCGCACAAAGUCCUCAACUCUUUCUUCUGCAAAUACUUCAACCAGCUUAUCAGUAACAGUGCUCGAAACCGCAUCUGACAAUAGUCCAUUAGUUUUUGCACAGUCCACUGGUUACCUUCGAGGACUACCAGACAGUAGCUGUGGUCCCAACGAAGACAUUUCCCUUACGGAUCAACCUUUGGACUCUGAAUCCAAUUCAUUGUCUGUGUCUUUACGCUUAACAAGUCCCAGUGGUCCAUCUUACUCCUCCAUUGCGAUCCAUGCGAUACGUGAUCCGGUAGGGAAGUCAUCUGGCGAUACUACCAUCACAACCCAUUCUGAAGCUGCUUCGACCCGUGUGUGCUCCAGCAGUUCUCGACCGCACUCCUCUGGAUCAACGAAAUCCACGUUCUCCCUCUCCCACACAAAUCAUGCUUCCGGAAACCGGCAUCGCCCUAGCAUACUGAAACGUGGCUUCACUUCGCUUUUGUCCCCUAUACUCAGUAGUGCUCUCGAAGUCAGCAAUGAGAUGUCUAUAUCAGCCGCUGGUCGAACGAUCGGUGCAUAUCCGCAGAGCGCAGCAUACACUCACAAAGCCAAUGCGACGAUAAAUAGCUCCCUAUCCGGUCCCCUUAUGAUGUCUUCUGCCAUCGGUGAUGUUUCCGAUGCUAUUUGUGCUGGCCCGACCAAGUUGCUACAAUUGGUGACUUCAAAUCCCUCGACAACACAAUCAACCACUAGCAGCCUUACAGCUAGUGACAAGUUAUUUGGCCGCCGAUCAAACGCUUAUGUUAGGAGCGAUCAUUUAACUGCAGCGACGACACCUACUGUGCUCUAUCCAUACGCCAGUACUGUGGAUUCGAAAGGCCUGUUUGCUGUGCCCGACCAAAGCGCAUAUCGAUAUACUGUUCUUCGUGGGUCUCUUGACGGUAGACGUUAUUUGGUUCUCGGCAAUCAAGGGAUUUUUCACCGUUCUCCUAUCGCCCCUCUGGUCUCGUCCAUGAGCGCUGAUGGUCAAUAUCUGGACCAUUCAAUGACAGAUAACGAGUCCUCUCAAACUGCACUCUCUGUUCACAUUGAUAAUGACGCAUGUAACAACCUUGAUCUUCAAAUCGGGCCAACUAUCACGUGUGUUUCGCCCACUCUCGGAAUUGUUGCUUCCACCUCUGCGCCGAUCGUUACUUCUGCCAUUGCUACUUAACACAUACAUCGUAUUUGGUGAACUACUUCGGCUUGUUCUCGUUCCACUCAUCCACAUAAUUGUUUCAACUUCAUCUAAUCAUUUAAUUCUUGAACCUGUACCCUACUCUUCUCUCUCGACGUACCUUAUUUUUGUAUCGUUUUCACUCACAUUCAGCGAUUAAUAUUUGACCUACGCCUCUGUGGACGCUGUUUCCUUAUUGUCCAUUUUUCGAUAUCCAUCUUUAUUACUCUUGUGUGCUAAAAGUCAACGUUCCAGAGACGCGUUUUGGCAUCAGUACAUUAGCUGAUCCUGAAUAAUUUUCGAGAACAUUAUACCUUUGUGGUGAUGGUAUUUUCUGGACCAGUUGUUUUCAGUCUUUUACCCACUGGAUGCUUUUUACUUGCACUCUAAUAAUUACACGCAGUGUGGCGCAAUUUCCUUAUUUGGUGACCAUUUUUGUACAUAACCCUCCAUUUCGUGGUGGCUUAUGUGUUCAUUUUUCUUAGGAUGACCGACUGCAUUUUUCCUACACUUUGAGACAAUAGCUUGUACUUUUGUUCCUUCACAUUUCCACCUCAUAAAUAUUUUUUGUGAACUACUUGUGGUCACUUGAUCCCGACAUCUUAGGGAAUCUGGGACUAACUACUUUCUA